CUGACCACAGCUGACGUGCAAGAGAUAUUAGGAUAUAUUUUUGGCGAAAGCUUUUUUCACGAGAUUUAAUUUGUGUUAGAACAAACACAAUGACACUUCAUUCUGCAGGAAAGGGUAAACUUUUAGCGGUGAUUGGCGACGAGGAUACUUGUGUAGGCUUCUUACUAGGUGGAGUUGGAGAGAUAAAUAAGCAUCGCCAGGCUAACUUUAUGGUUGUUGACAAAAACACAGCAGUGAGCGAAAUAGAGGAUACUUUCAAACGAUUUAUCAAGCGUGAUGACAUUGACAUCAUUCUUAUCAACCAGAAUGUAGCUGAAAUGAUUCGCCAUGUAAUUGAUAGUCAUACUCAACCGAUACCCGCUGUAUUGGAAAUUCCAAGCAAAGAUCAUCCAUAUGACGCCAGCAAAGAUUCCAUCUUGAGACGUGCUAAAGGAAUGUUCAAUCCAGAAGAUAUUCAUUAAUACAUAUGUAUGAUGUUAACAAGAUUGCAUCAAAUGUGUGCAAUAAAAAGAAGCAUUUGUUCGGUUACCUAUUUCAGUAUCUAUUCUCUGUUGUUUGGUAAAAGUGAUAUAAAAUUAUAGGCUUUUUACAAUAAGUUGUUAGUGACCACUCAUAUUACACUAGUAAGUCAGAAUUAUAAGUCAGAGCUCUGUCCAGGAUGGAUAUUUUUGGCUUAAAAUUGAAUUGUGUCAGUAUUUAACGUAACCUCUAAGUUUUAAACUAUAAGAAAUAUAAUUUGGUCAUUUCUACAAAAUUUCGUUAUUCAUAUCUUGUACUAAUACUUGAUAAUGAUUAAAUUUUUUUAUUUGUAAGAAUAAAUUCCACGUUUCAACCAUAAAUUUAAUAUAUAAUUUAAUUUGUAAUUUGGACAAGCAAUAAAUCCAAAUUUUAGCUAAAACACGAUUUACAUAAGUUGUUUUCAAGAAAUAUUUUUGAUGUAACUACUAUAUGAACUUUGAUUCAAAUCAAGAUCGCCUGAAAUGAGAAUCGAUCUAGGACAGUUUUGUCCAAAAUUUGUGAGUCGAAAAGCCUUUACCUCUCCGCCAUCUCGCUAUAUAAAGACGGCCGAGAGGUGGAAGCGUUUUGGUUCACAAACCAAGUUUUGGACAGACUUGAUCUAAGAUUAGGAAGUCAGAAAAUAGGAGGCAUAAGCAAGAAAGGAAUAUUUUACA
This is a messenger RNA of Cyphomyrmex costatus, 1172 nucleotides long. It is a transcript of the gene Vha14-1, whose product is annotated as V-type proton ATPase subunit Vha14-1. Bases 90 to 461 code for a protein of 123 amino acids. Gene Ontology annotation, cellular component: proton-transporting V-type ATPase, V1 domain; membrane. Gene Ontology annotation, molecular function: proton-transporting ATPase activity, rotational mechanism. Lineage: Eukaryota; Metazoa; Arthropoda; Insecta; Hymenoptera; Formicidae. The record is from RefSeq and is a predicted model, not a curated record. The transcript is spliced from 5 exons. Gene Ontology annotation, biological process: proton transmembrane transport.